Molecule: messenger RNA, 3066 nt
Organism: Marchantia polymorpha subsp. ruderalis
Lineage: Eukaryota; Viridiplantae; Streptophyta; Marchantiopsida; Marchantiales; Marchantiaceae
Source: the annotation of a GenBank genome assembly
CGCAGCAAGCAGCCAAGUGCCCAAAAGCUGAGCGAUCUGAAGGGAGAACGGACCAAGUGAGUUAGAGAGAGAGAGAGUGAGAGAGUGAGAGACAGACGGAGAGAGAGAGAGAGAGAGUUUGGGGCUGGAAGGGGGGCUAGCUCGGGCCGGGGCUUGGGACUCGGGGGUUGGGGGUUGGGGGUGGGGGAGGGGCUUUGGCGGGGUUGGGGGUGGGGGCUAGCAUCACAAUCGAGGGUUUUGGCACCGGACUCGGGGCUCAGGCAAUCCGAGACCAACGACACUUGUUGGCGGGGCUGGCUUCGCCCUCGUAGCACUAAGCACUAAGCACGAGCACGCGGAGCAGGGCCAAGAACGCUUCGCCCGACAGCAAGCGCCGGCGGCAGCGAGCGAGCGAUCGCGGGGGCUAGCUGCAGCAGCAGCAUGAGCAUGGACGAGUGGAAUGUGGUGAGUCGGAAGAAGGGCGCAGGCCGGCGCCUGGCCGCCCCGUAUCUGAAUUCGUCGUGGCUGCAGCACAACGCGCGGGACCGGGGAUCGGGCAACAAGCUCGGCGCUGGCGAUUUCGCCAAUGCCGUGUACGAGGACCUGGGGAUCGUGGACAAUGAGGAGGAGGAAGAGAAGCUUCUCGGCCGAGUUCGCCGCGCCAUCACCAAAGUCGAGCAGUCGACCUUCUUCGAGAAAUUCCUCAAGCAGACGCGCGAGUUGCAGGUCGUCGAGACAUUGCUCCUGUCUGCAGUCGAUGGCGCUGCUCCUGCAGCUCGAAUUCCGGGCAAUGACGCCAAGCUCGGCGUCGGCGUUGCGGUCGAAGGGGAUGCAGCCGGAGAAGGAGGAGGAGAUGGAGAUGGAGAUGCAGAGCAAGGCGGCGACGUCGACCGAAAAGUUGAGAGGAAGCCCGAGAAGGAGGAUAAGGGGGAGAAGAAAGGAGGAGGAGGGGGCCCCAAGAUUGAGAUGGUGUUGUAUGGGGUGGGAAGCAUCUACACUGCGGAGAUUGCCCGAUGUCAGCUGGCACUGGCGCUUCUGAUGCAGCGGAAUUUCCGUUCAAUUGGGCAGCUGCUGGUGUACGAUCCCAUAAUGACGCCCAUAGAAUGUAGGGUAAUGAGAAGUCUGGGAUGCGUGACGCUCGAGACGAACGAGAAUGGAAGCCGAGCCAUCAACGGACCGACCCUGUUUUUCAUGCCGCACAACGAAGUAGAUUUGUAUGAUAGAGUAGUGCAGACGUGCGUGGAGCCCUACAAGCUCAAGCAGAUAGUGAUUCUGGGCAACAGCUUUAGAACAUACAGUGACCGCUGGACCAUGUACCCCUUACCAGAUGGCGACAUCCCUUCGUAUUUGUUGAAGGUGCAGGAGUUUGUGGAAGAAAUUCCCGUGGCCGACGAUUUCUACCCGUCUGCUUUCAGUGAUACGAGUUGGCAUUUUUUCUCGAACGUCGAAGCUCGACAGCUUCACUGAAGUUUUGCUCGCUGUACCUACUGACCUGACUUUCCUGCCUUACUUGCUCUACAUCAUUUACGUCUAUACUCUUGUUCGGACGCUCUUCAUCUGUAGAUAUAUAUACCUCGUGUCGUAGCAUUGCUGUCCAGAGGCAGUAUGUACGUGUCCCUGUUGUGAGUCCCUCUAGGGACUGACGAGGGACCACGAUUUUCCCGGAGCACUCUGUAGAGAAGUGGAAUGGAGCUCUGUGGCCUUUUUGUGCGAAGGUAUCUGCACGAGUUCCUUUGUGGAUUUAUGGGCAUUGUCUUCACCAUUUGUCGAUUGUGCGCCUCGAUGGAUUCUUCUCCCCAGCUAGUGUCAUGUCAUGGAAUAUAACCAUGUGCAGAGUACACAAGAGUCUAUGACAGUGCUUGUUGUUGCUGCCGUCAUGUGACGUGGAUCUGCUAUGGUCGGUAGAGUUCGUGCUGCUACUGACUUUCCCCCAUCCCCCACACCAGAUUCCAUCUUGUCUCGUUCUCAAGCUACUGCCGAUCCGUGAGUGGUUCCUCAAGGUCUCGUAGAGCUUCUCAACUCUCUAGACCUCGAGAAUAUUCCAGUUUCUCGUGCACUUUGAAUCUGUCAACAGUUCAGCAUCCUGUCGACUCGCUCAGUCUACUUGCCUUUUACCUAUUGGAAUUCAGCGACUCAGUCUGUCUGUCUGUAAGCAAGUAGACGCCAUCAUGGAGACCCGACUGAUUAGACCGAGGGAGAAUCGAUCGAAACGGUGUUCCACCUUCCGUUGAAAUGCCCCUGCCCCUCCCCAAGUCUCACUUUAGUAGUUCUGUCCCAAAAACUGAAUCCCUGCCUCAAGGAAAGCCUCUUUUGGGACCCACUGGUGCUUACCCUCGCGUAAUUACCGAAGUUUCCAUUACUCUCCGAUCCAAGGCUGGUUCAUUUGGUUUUGCUCGAGCCAACAGGUUGUUUUGCUACCACCUGAACCGAGGCAGUAUAAUAAACACACGGCGAGCUAGCUGUAUUUGGGGACCGAAAACUGUGACAGUGGCACUUUUGAGGGUUCGCUGGUUUGAUGGUUUCACGGUGUGUACAUGGUCUCGUUCACAUUGACAGCCUCUUUGACUGGUGCUGAAACUUAGCCUCGAAACAAACGAGACGAAUACAGUGAGAUCGUACACGAGUAAUUGAGCAGAGCCGAUGUAACUUCCGCAGCUAUCUAUGUUAAAGAAGCUGAGAUUACCCAGGAAUAAUCGGAGGAAGAUAUAUAAACAUAUAUAAAUGAGCAUUCAUACGAUAUUCGGCGAAUGAAUAUCGAAGGCUGGUGCGCGAGCAAGUGGUUCUCUCUAGAAUUCUGGACCUGCAUGAGGUGGUGGAUGUCCAAUGUUCUGCUCACGUUUUACUCUGCUCAACGAAGUGGAGUGGUUUUGUGAGGCCUACAGUGGUUCUGGAUCCUUUGUAUCUGGUCGUUCGUCUCAUCUCAAAUCACAAUUGAGUGCUGGAAUAGCCUCCUCCAGUUUGACUGUUUCAAUAUCGUCUUCCAAUCAAUCACAACUGAACACUGAAACACUGAAUCUCCGAGGGAGGAAUUUCAGACUUCCUGGAAUACUCUCCUCCAGUUUGACUGUUCCAACAUCAACUUUGAAU